AUGCCGGGUCCAAGAGGAGACAGAGGUCGCGAAGGACCCCCUGGGAAGAGUGGUCCCCGAGGAAUUAACGGAAUGAAAGGUCAACAGGGACUUCUGGGAAUGAAAGGAGAGCCUGGCAUCGCGGGAAUGAAAGGAGAGCGCGGAGCUGUGGGAAUAAAAGGACAGCGAGGCAUUGUGGGAAUGAAAGGAGUGCCCGGAGCUGUGGGAAUAAAAGGAGAGCGAGGCAUUGUGGGAAACCCAGGAAGAAAAGGAAACAAAGGAGAGAAAGGAGAAAGCGCCAAAGCAAGUCAAGCAAGUGUAGUGCCACAAACCAACUGGAAACAGUGUGUGUGGAAUUCAGACAGCGGUACUGAUAACGGAAAGAUCAAGGUAAUUAGAAUAAGACCAGUAACAUACUCCAAAGAAAAUUCAUUCCUUUUAGAAUUAAAACAUAUCAGUGAGGAAUGUUCCCUCGCCUCUCCCAUGCACUUUAUUAGAAUUAUUACCAUUUGGCAAUACAUUACAUCAAUAAUUAAAUUACAUUUCCCAUUACCUUUUUUUUUUUUUCCAUUGAACGAAUAAAAGACUUUGCCAUCGUGGGUGAGUAAUGGUUUCUGGCCACUUACAUAGGGACAACAAAACUUUAGGCUAUUACAGAAUUAAAAAUAAUUAGGAAGUAUUCCUUGACCGGAACAGUUAGUAUCAAUUAUUACACUGUUGCCUACCUUAUAUUUACAACAGUUUGUUUGAUUUUAUUCCAGGACUGUGCAUUUAACAAACUGCAGUCUAAUUCAGCGCUCAAAGUCUCCUUCCAGGGAAACAUGAGGGUUAUAGGUCAUGGGGCGUGUAAUCGGUGGUAUUUCAAGUUCAACGGAAACGAAUGCAAUGGACCAAUGACGAUUGAGGCUAUUGUUAACAAUCACUGA
Molecule: messenger RNA, 905 nt
Organism: Porites evermanni
Lineage: Eukaryota; Metazoa; Cnidaria; Anthozoa; Scleractinia; Poritidae
Source: the annotation of a GenBank genome assembly